AUUAAGUAAUUCAGUUAAAUAACCCAAUAGACAAAAAUGGAUUCACUAAUAACAUUAAGGAAAAUUAGCAGAAUUGAAAUAGUAUGCCGGAGAACGUUAUAAAAUAUUUUCAUAGCAGAAACAGACGAAAUUUAUGAUAACCUCAAAACAGAAGAACUAGAAAAUUUUUAAUAAAACAGCAAAAUGUUUAACGAAGACGAGGAUGAGGAGGCCACUAUGGGUGCCGUCAGGUACCCAGUCAUGCCAUCGCUAGUGGCUCUGCAGCAGAUGAGAAACAGGAUGCAUCUCGCAUACCUUGGCAAGAAAUUAAUGAAGUGGACCGCUAUGGCUACUAGCAAAGAGCUUAGACGAAUAGCUGUCGAAAUUGCAAAUGCCCUCAAAGAAUAUGGUACCAAGAUGCAGUUGGGCUUCAUUCUAUUGGCCAGAGCAAGAUAUUUUGUCCCACACAUAAAUACUACGGUUUUGGAGUGCAUACCCAAAGUCGCCACGAUAACAGUAAAAACUCAACAGAGAAGUGUUUCAGGUGUCAAAGUGAAUAACCUUAUCGCUGAAGAUAGCGAAGUAGAUCCUUAUCCAUACCUUGGACUUAACAACGGAGGAAUGUGCAUAUCCACUUGCAAAGACCUGUGGGAGGAACUGGUCAAACUGAUGAUCUUAAUCGUACAAUACAGGAUAACAUUUGUUCUAAUCGAACAAGCUCAGAAGGCUGCUAACAAGAAACAAAACGUACUGUCAAGAUGCAUUAUACCAAGGAUCCUUAUAACAAUGCAUUACAUUUUAUCUGAACUGGACGAGAGAGAACGAGAAGAAACAUUCAGAUUAAAACGAUUCAAACAACUCAAAUACAAAGGCAAAAAAGGUGACCAAAACGAACCGAAAGAACCUGGGCAAGAAGCUAUUGUUCCUCCUCCCAUUCCUCCUCCUGCUCCUCCGUGUCAAGUAUGCGGUGUAGAAUCGCCACCGGCUGAAGAUGAAUACAUUGAAGCUGAAUACAUUGAACCUGAACCUGAAUUUGAACCUCAACUUGAACCUGAACGUAAACCUGAACGUAAACCUGAACGUAAACCUGAACGUAAACCUGAACGUAAACCUGAAUUUGUACCUGAACCUAAACCUGAAUUUGUACCUGAAAAAGUAGGUUUCAAAGAGAGUAUUUGUAGCUGUCAUGUCCCUGAAAUUGAAGUAAAAGAUGAUGUACAAGUUUGUCCUCUGUGCCAACUUGUCGAAGAUGACGAUUCUAAAUUGCGUGUAGGGACAUGUACACAAGGUCCCCCUAGAACCGCUCCUCCGAAAGAUCGCUUGGAACAUCUUAUGGCACAUAUAAAUCAAAUAAUUGAAUUAGUAAAACAAUUAAGUGUUGGACAACAAUUACCUUGUGGAAGAAAAGAGAAUAUUAUAAAGUGUUGUGAAUCAAUGAAAUGUAAAAUUGAACAAUUAUCGUCUCCUCCACCUCCAUGCGACUUUUGUAUGGAUGCUGCACAGCAAUCGGAGCAACCAAUACCAGAACCGGUUCCAGUACCAACACUGCCACCAGCACCAAAAUCGCCUCCAGUGCCAAAAUCGCCUCCUGUGCCAAAAUCGCCUCCAGUGCCAAAAUCGCCUCCAGUGCCAAAAUCGCCACCAGUACCACAACCGCUACCAGUUUCGCCUUGUAUAUCUGUCCCUGAAAGCGUAACAUGCUCUUGUGUACCUUCAAUAUGCAGUAAGUUAGCACCAUCAGUAAAGUCAUCAAGAACUACACCGCCAUGCCGUCCGCCACCAGAAAUACCAUCCCAACGGUCAGUAUUGCCGAAAAGUUCAAAAUUGUCAAAACAAAAACAUAAAUUAGGUUAUUUCGAAACAGAAUAUAAAGAAAUUAUUAGGGUGACAAGGUCGAUGAACCCAGACGGUACUUUGAGCGAGGAGAAGCAAGUUAUAACAGUGAAAACUGAACGAACAAAUCCCCGGCGUAAAAAGAGUAAUGAGUAUGACGAUGAAGGUUACUCUACCCCUUGCCGAAGAAGUGAUAGCGAUUACGGUGGUGGUGGGGGUGGUUUUAGCGGCGGUGGUGGCUGUUGUGGAGGUGGGGCACCUCCUGAUGACAAAUCUUGUAGAGAUGGUGGCACUUGUAAGUCUGGAACAUUAGAACGCCAAGGAGGUGGUGGUGGAGCCGGUGGUUCUCAAAGAAGCACCGGCGGGGAUGGUACGGACGGAAGAGAAUGUAAGGCUGGUGGUGGAAGUGCCCGCGGAUUAAACACCCAGUCUUCCUGUACAGAGGGAGGGGUGUGUCGAGCCGAUAGUGUACGUCUUACUGCAAUUGACUACACUAUUCAAUCGGAUGUGGCUGGAUCAUGUGGAGUUUGUAGAGUUUCCAGUGCAUCAAUGCCUAAAACUCCUUCAGCAACACUACCUAUGAUUGCUACUUAUGCACCUCCUAGUGCAUCUAUUUGUAAUGCCAGUGCUCCUCUAUCAGCAACUUCUUGCGCUUCUCCCUGUUCCGCAAUUGCUAAACCUGCUCCCUGUGGUAUACCUCAAACUGCACCAGCUAAACCUGCUCCCUGUGGUGCUUCACCAACAGCACCAGCUAAAUCAGCUCCCUGUGGUGCUGUUCUAACAUCACCAGCUAAAUCUGCUCCUUGUGGUGCUCCUCUAUCAGCAUCGGCUACGUCAACUCCCUGUGGUACUCCUUCAGCAGCAUCAGUUAAAUCUGCUCCCUGUGGUGCUCCUCUAACAUCACCAGCUAAAUCUGUUCCUUGUGGUACUCCACCAACAGCAGCUAAAUCUGCUCCCUGUGGUACUCCACCAACAGCAGCUAAAUCUGCCCCCUGUGGUGCUCCUCCAACAGCACCAGCUAAAUCUGCUCCCUGUGGUGGUUCUUCAACACCACCAGCUAAGUCUGCUCCCUGUGGUGCUCUUCCAACAACGCCAUCUAAAACUACUCCCUGUGGUACUCCACCAACAGCAGCUAAAUCUGCUCCCUGUGGUGCUCCUCUCACAGCAUCAGCUAAAUCUGUUCCCUGUGGUGCUUCUCCAACAGCAGCUAAAUCUGCGCCUUGUGGUGCUUCUCCAACGGCAGCUAAAUCUGCUCCCUGUGGUGCUUCUCCAACAGCAACGAAAUCUGCUCCCUGUAGUGGUUCUCCUACGGCAGCUAAAUCUGCUCCUUGUGGUGCUUCUCCAACAGCAGUUAAAUCUGUUCCCUGUGGUGCUUCUUCAGCAGCAACUAAAUCUGUUCCCUGUGGUGCUUCUUCAGCAGCAACUAAAUCUGCUCCCUGUGGUGCUCCUCCAUCUGCACCAGCUGUAUGUGGUUCCCGUGGUCCUCCUUCGAUUCCACCAGCUAUAUGCCGUACCUGUGGUCCACUUCCAACUGCACCUUGCGGCCCUCCAUCGACUGUUCCUUGCACAACUCCUAAAAAGGCCAUUUGUCCACCGCCUCGUAAACCUUUACCUUGCAGUGCCGGCGGGAUCUGUAGUAAUGAAACACUACCGGCCGGUACAAGGGUCCCAAGUAUGCGUUACUCUAUGGGAAUUUUUGACCCCAGUGAGGGCGUCUACAAAUCGUGCGGAGCUAGUGCUCAAAGUAGUGUGCCAAGUGUUAAAAUUUGUAAGUCAAAUACAGAUGGUGGAGUUCGGAAGACCUGUUUAGCUGACAACGCCUCAAAAGCAUCGAGAUCCAGUGUUGUCAUUAAAACAUGCAAAGAAUGUGGCGUCUGCACGAUCAGAGACAAUGCAGACAGUGGGUACAACUCUGCGGGUACCAGCAUCGCUAGUGGGUCCCAGUGUACCUGUGACAAAUGUAAAACUGGUGUGGGUUGUGGGUCUCGUUGCGUUAUAACAGAGUACGUGACUAGCAUUUGCCAGAGUGGUGAAGACGGUUCAGAUGACCUCAGAAAAGACCGUCGCACUAUUGGAUGUGGAAGCUCUUUCUAUCACACUACGACCUUUGGUUUCAACCCACUUCCACCAAGUUUCUCCUACCCACCACACGGGCCUGCAGCUACUAAAAGCACAUCCACUUCACUAAAACAUUAUAACAACAUUGAAUCAACGAGUGGGUGCGCAUGUAAGGCUAACAGCACAGGGACAGAUAGGAAGAUGACUUCAAUGACCACGAGUGAUUCUUCUUCAGUCGCUUCCAGCUAUCGACCUCCUAUUGCAGAAUUGAGGGACUUUUAUUGCGGAACUGAUGCACCAAUGUUCACGAAAGGUGUGUCAACAUCUACAUCUGCACAAUCCUGCUGGAACCCAUUGGUUAAGAAAAUGUGCGAUAAAGGCACUUUUUGCAUUCCUGAUUGCAGUACCAAGGCCGGCGUUGGUAAUGUCAAUGAAUCUGUAGUUCGCACAAGCCUUAAAAGAGGCGGAGAGCUAAUAAUACCGACUCCUUGCUCUAGUGAUGCGAGUAAAAAUAUUAGAGUUAGGUCUUUGACUAACAUCAGCUACUCCACUGAGAUGACUUCAAAAUCACCAACAUCAGGUGUUGAUGGAAAUCGGUGGUUGGAAAAUAAGGAUGAUAAUAAUGACCUUAUUCUCAAAGGAUGCACGCUGUAUGCACUGAGGAAAAUGCUCAUGCCGAGAAGUAUAUCGACACAAUGUAGCGAGGUGACUCUAGUAUCCGCGGUGGAUUCCAUUUGUUCGUGUUAUCACUCAAAAUCGGCAAAAUCGUGCCAGAAAUGUGCAAUGCAAUUACAAAACAAUCCUACGUGCUACACGUAUGUUCAAUUGCGUGAUUUUGACUUGGAAGACGAAACAUGUGUCUCUUGUGGAACCCUUGGACAAUUGUCUACUCCGUCUGCAUGUACGUUAACUGAGAACACGGUUAUCCCUUAUAAUACGUCGCAAAAGACGAGUAACAGCUUGUUUUCUGAAUGUAAGUCUAUGUGUGCAGCUAUAGCACAGCAGAUAAGAACUAAAUGUGGUACACCGCUGCCACAGGAGAUCUGCUGUCCAAAGCCAGGUGCUGUGAAAACAGUGAAAGUCAUACCAAAACAGAUUCCUAUGCUUGUUGAUGCCUAUACAUCUACAAAACGUAGCGACAGAUUCGAUUGUAGACCCUUAGUGGUUUUCAAAAAGAACCACACGUGCGCGAAAAUUCGAAAGAAGGUUUGUGCGUGCCAUUCUGAUUCUCAUGUCUGUAAGAAAGUUAAAACUUGUGCCACGUUACAGAAUAGCAAAUCCUGCAGUUCAGAUCUAUACACAGAUUAUCCAUGUUAUUGAUAUACACUGAAGUAUUAAAUAGAAUUUAAUAGUAACUAUUAGUACAAUAUGAUGUUCUCCAUUUUAAC
Molecule: messenger RNA, 5258 nt
Organism: Spodoptera litura
Lineage: Eukaryota; Metazoa; Arthropoda; Insecta; Lepidoptera; Noctuidae
Molecular function (GO): proton-transporting ATPase activity, rotational mechanism
Source: RefSeq, a predicted model, not a curated record